This is a messenger RNA of Anopheles stephensi (Asian malaria mosquito), 3289 nucleotides long. RefSeq names its product zinc finger protein 569-like. Gene Ontology annotation, molecular function: RNA polymerase II cis-regulatory region sequence-specific DNA binding; zinc ion binding; DNA-binding transcription factor activity, RNA polymerase II-specific. Gene Ontology annotation, biological process: regulation of DNA-templated transcription. The transcript has 9 exons. Gene Ontology annotation, cellular component: nucleus. Lineage: Eukaryota; Metazoa; Arthropoda; Insecta; Diptera; Culicidae. The coding region runs from base 14 to 2881 and encodes 955 amino acids. The record is from RefSeq and is a predicted model, not a curated record.
AAUUGACGUUUCGAUGUUUGUUUACCAACAAUGCAGCGGCAGCCAGGCAAAAAUUAAUCUCCAGCUCGAAAUGGAUAAAACUCGGCGAAAAGUAGAGAAUAUUUGUCGUUUUUGUUUAAGUGAAGAUGGAAAGCAUCUAUCUGCUGCUUUAGAAUUACUAAACGAUUCACUUUCUGUUGAAGAUAUCGAACGAUUCACCGGCAUUAAGAUGCAGCCAAAUGAAUGCAUUGCUUACGUUAUUUGUGAUGAUUGCCGCGAAAAACUAAGCAAUUCGAUUGCCUUCCGUACGCUUUGUAUAGAAAACGAUGCUCUGUUUAGACAACUGUUUGCCUUGCAUGAAUCUUGCGCGAAAUCGUGUUCUGCAGCCUUUCAAAGUGAUAUUAACAUUGAAAUAUUAGACUCAGUUGAUCCUGACGAAAACAGGCUCCCGCAUGUAGAAUACGUGUUGCAGGAAAGUACGUUGAACGAUGUUGAUGCGGCUGACGAAGACUAUGACCUCACAUCGAACAGCUCACUAGAGGAGCAUGGAAAAUGUUGCAACUCGAAACUCGGACGCCAUUUGCCUGAUGAUGAGCUAGAUAACCUAGAGGAUUGUGUGGAGGAUGUAGAAAAGAACGUAACCACAAAUCAGCCAACGUCUUCAAAAGCACAACGAAUGAUAACACAUAGCCAGGAAAGGAAGUUUAGCUGCCCGCACUGUUCGCUUCAAACCACGCUCAAAUCAAACUUACACCAUCACAUUCAAAAUGUACAUUUUAAGAACGCGUCCAAAACAUGUUCCUUGUGUGGCGAAACAUUCUCUUCCUACUACGCAUACAAAUACCACAGGGCCUCACAGCACGGAAAUCGAGAGUGCGAGACGGAGUGCAAUAUCUGCUCCAAAAAGUUUGCCAACAUUGCUUCCUACAACAUACAUUAUGGACGCUUUCAUGCCACUAGCGACCAAAAGAACCGUCCUAAAACGAGAAAGAAGCAACUGUGCGACGAAUGCGGCAUUAUGGUCACUCAACUUUCCACCCACAGCUUAACACACAGCCAGGAGAAACACCUGGCAUGUCCACACUGUCCCAUUAAGAUGGCAGACAAGGGAAACCUCUCGCGGCACAUCCAGGCGGUGCAUCUGAAGAAGGUCGUGAGAAGCUGUGAAACGUGUGCCAAAGAAUUUCUGCACGUUAACCUCUACAAAUAUCAUAUGCUUUCGGUGCACGGCAUUGGCAAAACGUUCGAUUGUGAUGUAUGUGCGAAGAAGUUUAAAACGCUGGCUGGACUGAAAAUUCAUAAAAUCUCACUGCACAGCAAUGAAAAGCGAUUCGGGUGCGGUACGUGCGGUAUGAUGUUUAAAGUAAAACAUACGCUACGAACACACGAAAAGCGUGUACACUCUGCGGAGAAACCGUUCGCUUGCAGUCAGUGUCCAAAGCGUUUUAAAAGUCCGUACGGCAAAAAGUCGCACGAACUCACACACAGUGGAAUAGUAUUUGCAUGUACGUUGUGUGAAAAAUCGUACCGGUACAAAUCGUUGCUGCAAACGCACAUGAAAAAGCAACACUCCAGCAUUGAGGAAAUAAAUAUGGAGCACCAACCGCGGUCGAGGCGCCCCGUUUUGACAUUUUGCGAUACAAUAACAAAAGCUAUCGUAAACAAACGUCUGCUUCCGUACGAAAUGGAUGAAUUUCGACGCGAAAUAAACAGCGUUUGUAGGCUGUGUUUGUGCGAUAACGAAGAUAUUUUAUUUCCAGCUACCAAAAUCAUCGAUACCACACUAACCGUAGAGCAUAUCGAACAAUUAGUAGGAGUACAGCUUGCUGAAAACCAAAUCAAACGCUAUGCUCUGUGCAUCGAUUGUAACCACAAAAUGCGUAAAUUCAACGCGUAUCGAAUUUCGUGUCUGGACAAUGAUGUACGGUUUCGACAGCUGUUUGCGGAGACCGUUGUCGAAGCGGAUUCAUCUCACGAGGCGUACACAGAAUCUGUAACAAAUCAAUUGAUCAAUGAUAGUUGUGAUAAUGCCAACGAUGAAAAUGAACCGCCGGAAAAUGACGAAACGAUAGAUGUGCAAGAAGAAAUUUAUGAAAUCGAUGAAAGCAUUGACAUAGAGGCAAGCUUUAUCGACAACGAUAUGCUCGAAGAAAACUCGAAUGAUAAUGAAUCUUCAUCCCGUAGUGAAGAGUGGCCUAACAACAAUCGUGAAAGUACAAUCUCUACAACUGAUGGAAACAGCACUACCACUGAAAGUGCUGCGUUGAGCACGGAAAUGACAAAGGAUAAGGAGCUUUGUACGCUGUGCGGAAAGUUGGUAGCCUCGGUAGCACACCACAUGGAGACGCAUACGAAGGAACUAAAAUUUGCCUGCCAGUACUGUGGUAAGAAGUGGAGCCGCAAAGCGUACCUGAACCAGCACAUACAAGGCGUUCACCUUAAAAAGGUCGUAAAGUCUUGCGAACAAUGCAACCGAGGAUUCAGCUACAUGGAAUCCUAUACGGCGCAUAUGCGAGCACAACAUGGCGUCGGGGAAUCGUUCGAAUGUAAAAUAUGCAAUUUAAAGUUUCGCCACAUAGGCGGCUUACGAGGCCACUGGAAUCGAAAGCACAAUCCGGCGACCAACUGUGAAUGUUCGAUUUGUGGGAUGAAGUUUCAAGACAAACGCGGCCUAAAAGAGCAUCAUCGUGUACAUUCGAACGAGAAACCGUACGCCUGCAGGUACUGCCCUAAACAAUUCAAACGCUCCACGCAUCGGAAGGCACACGAACUGAUUCAUCAAGGUGUUAAAUUUCCUUGCACGGUGUGCGAAAAAGUCUACUCAUAUAAGACCCUGCUGAAUUUGCACAUGAGAAAAUUCCAUACACCGGAUGAAGAUAUGGAAAAUGCAGAAAAUGAUUAAUGAUACAGAGGAAAGAAAAAACAAUCGAAAUAAAAAAAAAAACAAAGGUUGAAUGAGAUUCUUCCCUACAGCAUCAGUGCAAGCAAGAUCAGGAGUAAUUUCGGCGAAGCACGGGAGAAAGGCGAUUCGGCGAUGUAUGUAGAACUAGUUGUGGGAAUUCAGAUACGUCCAUUAUGACCAUGUUGAUCGUAGCAUAGCAUUGGAGGGUUCAUAGAACGUAUUUUGACUUUGUUUUAACUUGGCGAUAGGAAAACAUAUUUUACACUGUUGCUACAUCAUGCGCUACAGCAAAUUGCGAAUAUGUGUAGCGAUACGCACCUGUUGCAUGCAGAGCGAUCUACUUCUUGGAGUAGGUAGAUAGGUUUUUACACAAUAUAUCCUUCACAAUUUUACUAAUGAAAUGGAAAU